Cuculus canorus (common cuckoo) is the source of this 4032-nucleotide messenger RNA. RefSeq names its product leucine rich repeat containing 2 (gene LRRC2). Lineage: Eukaryota; Metazoa; Chordata; Aves; Cuculiformes; Cuculidae. Gene Ontology annotation, molecular function: protein binding. The transcript has 9 exons. The record is from RefSeq and is a predicted model, not a curated record. The coding region runs from base 159 to 1277 and encodes 372 amino acids.
GCUAGUCACGCUGUGGAGUUCAAACAGGUCUGGCUGUCCAUGAGCUAUGCUGCUGCUAUAAAUAACCUCAGUGUCCCAAAUUGAACAACCACAGAGCACACUCAGGAGCUCAGCACACUCGUGUUCUUUAGUGGUAGGAGAAGCUUAAUGUCGACAGGAUGGGGCAUCAGGUGAUAAUAUUUGACUUUUCUGUCAUAAGAGGACUGUGGGAAACUCGAGUUAAGAAGAACAAAGAACGUCAGAGGAAAGAGAAAGAAAGACUAGAAAAAAGCUCAUUGGAGAAGAUAAAACAGGAAUGGAAUUUCAUACUAGAGUGCCGGAAGAAAGGCAUUCCUCAAUCAAAAUACCUCAAGAAUGGCUUUGUAGACACUGAUAAGAAGAUCUUGGACACUUACGGAAAGGCUUCUCAGCUCCAGAAGAGGCAUCCUUUGUCAGACGAAGCACAUAAGGAAAGAAACAAGUUUAUUUUUCAGCUUUCUGGAGAGCAGUGGAAGGAAUUACCAGAUUCUCUGAAAGAACAGGUCUAUCUGAAAGAAUGGCACAUUUGUAAUACAUUGAUACAAACUAUUCCAGCCUACAUUGGAUUAUUCAAAGAUCUGAGAGUACUAGAGUUGUCAAAAAACCAAAUCAACCAUCUCCCGGUGGAAAUUGGAUGCUUAAAAAAUCUCAAAGUGCUCAAUGUGAGUUUCAAUAAUUUGAAGUCAGUCCCUCCAGAAUUGGGUGAUUGUGAGAAUCUGGAAAAACUGGAUUUGUCUGGGAAUAUGGAAAUAACAGAGCUCCCGUUUGAACUAAGUAACCUGAAACAAGUCACCGUUGUGGAUGUGUCAGCAAACAAGUUUCAUUCUAUCCCAAUUUGUGUACUCCGGAUGUCUAAUUUGCAGUGGUUGGAUAUUAGCAGCAACAACCUGAAAGAUCUCCCAGAAGACAUAGACAGAUUAGAUCAACUGCAGACUCUUCUCCUACAGAAAAACAAGUUGACUUAUCUUCCACGAGCUUUAGUCAAUAUGCCAAAACUCAGUUUGCUAGUUGUAAGUGGUGAUGACUUGGUUGAGAUACCUACAGCUGUCUGUGAGUCAACUACAGGUUUGAAAUUUGUAAGUCUCAAGGACAGCCCGGUUGAAACUAUCGUAUGUGGAGACACUGAAGAAAUUAUAGAAAGUGAACGGGAACGGGAACAGUUUGAGAAAGAGUUUAUGAAAGCAUACAUUGAAGACCUAAAGGAAAGGGAUUCUACUCCUUCCUACACUACAAAAGUACUGCUUAGUCUUCAGCUCUGAAGAUCAAAAGUCUCUAAAUCACUACUAAAUAUCAGAACAAUUAUUUUUAUUCAUCUGAAUAGAAAACUCUGGAAAACAUAAAUGGCCAUAAGCACAUCAGUCAUCAUAACUUUUUUCAUUUGUUACUGUAGUUACUCCCAGUAACUAUAGAUAAAACAAAGAGCAGUAGAGCAUUUAUAAGAUGCUCUUGGACAUUUUAAAUCACCGCCUUUGCUUUCAAGUCCACCGCAACAGCCAUUAAUUUACAUAUAGACCUUCUGAAGAUAAAUAUUCACUGUAGUAAAUUAUUACAUGGGGAUAGAUGCCCUCAGGAUGAAGGCAUUGUACAUAGUAGUUGAAAGAGUGCAAUAUAAAUCAUCAUCUUAAAGAGAGAUCUGAUUUUAUAAGAGGAGAAGGAUUAAUUUAGAAGAAGAAUGUGAUCUGUUGUGUUGUUAAAACCGAAUAACACAUUUAGUUCUUUAACUAUAUUAAGUGUGAACACAUACUUGGUUAUUUGCAUUUGCUUUCUGUUCUUCAAGAAAAUUGUCCUCCUCAGGAUUUUCAGUUUAGAUAAAUUUUAACAGCUUUAUAUAUAGGGAAAGUGUAGCAAUUCCGUUGUUUUUUUUUGGAGUAUCUUCUAAGCUUUUACCUGUUCACAAAUUUAAAUACCAACAUGACUGGAAAUGCUGAACUAGCCAGUCUUAUAAUAUAAGAGUGUAUGUAGUCAUAUUUGAAAGAUUAAGCACUAUGGACAAAUACUGUCAGCAGAAUGAUCAUAAAGGUCUUCUACUAACACUUUCUUAUUACAGAAUUUGUGGAUAUUUAUUGAAGUUUUCCAUAUUAGUUAACAAUGAGUUUGCUGGAUAAAAAAUCACAUUGCUUGCUAUUUAAUAAUCUGUUUAUAUAUGUGUAUAUACUGUAGAGUUUCAGAAAUAUAGUUUUACACAUAUAUUUUGUUUAAUAAAUCAAUAUUUUUUAAUCUAAAUAGAGUCAAUACUUUGAGAAUUUAGACUUGAAUUAGACUGAAAUUAGAGAAUUUAAACAGUGCUAAACUUAGGUACGCAGUUAGGGAAAAUGAUAUUUACAUCUUGCUUUUUUAUUUUAGGUGACCACAGUUUUGUGCAGUAGGAAAAGAGACUUAAGUCAGCCAUACUAAAAAAGCAAAGCAACAAAAGAUGUGCUCCUCAAGACUUCCAAAUAAAAACUACCACUUUUAAUGUUUUCUUUCCUUUUUAACAUUUUGGAAUUCUUUCUUUAGAAAUAAGAGAUUUUGCGAGUAUUAGACAUGUUAUUUAUUGCAGUCUCAGACUCCUGUGGUUCUAUUACUAUCCAAAAUGAAACUCUCAUGAGUCAGUAUCUAGGUGUUAAUGACAAUUUUAAGCAAGUCUUGGAACAAAGAGAGUUUAAAAAUACUCCAAGAAAACUUGUCAUUUGUCCGAAGCAGAAUAGUGGAAGAUCCGAAUUUGUUUUUUAGUACAAAGAUUUUCAAAUAUGAUAAAAUAGAGUAAAUCAAAGAUGGCAUAUGGAAAUCAGGUUAUUUUAAACUACCCUGUCAAACCUUCUUUCAGUGCAGUUAUAAAUUUGGUUUAUUGGGUGUUGGUAUUCAUGUAAUAAACUUCUGCAAGAUAUCUCAUUUGACGUUGCUUGAAAUUCUAUUUCUAGAGUUCUGUUGUAGUCUAAUAUGAUCCACUGAAAAUAAUAGCUAUGGAAAUCACAGAUGCUGUGUUUAUGGAAUGGAUACGUCCAUUAUAGGAGUUCUAACUUUAAGAAAAUUUCGGUGUGCAAAAGUAACGGACUAAUGUAAAGUACCCAGUGUGAAAUCUAGUUUCAGAAUUGUUGGACACACAAACAGAAGGUACUUGAAGAGAGAAGUUGUGUUAGUACUUACUUAGCUUAUUAGUUCUGUUUGGAAGGGAACUUCAAUGAUCACCUAGCCCAACCCCUGUGCCGCAGACAGGGUUAUCUUUCAUUAGACCAGUUUUUUCAAAGCCCUGUCCAAUCUGACUUUCAAUACUUCCUAUGAUAAGGCAUCCACAGUUUCUCUGGGUGACUUGUUCCAAUGUCUCACCAUUCUCAUUGUAAAAAAUUUCUUCCUAAUAUCCAAUCUAAAUCUAUGCUUUUUCAGUUUAAAACUAUUAACACUUUAUGCCAUCACUGUAGGUCCUAAUAAAAAACCUCUUUCGACAUCUUUCUUAUGCCUUUAUUUAUUGAAAUGCUGCACUAAGGUCUCCACAGAGUCUUCUCUUCUCCAGACGGAACGAUCCCAACUCUCUCAGCCUUUCCUCAUACAAGAGGUGUUCCGAACCUCACACCAGCCCUCCUCUAGACCUGCUCCAACAGGUCCAUGUCUUUUCUGUACUGAAGGCUCUAGAGCUGGGAGCAGUACUCCAGGUGGAUUCCCACCAGAGCAGAGUAGAGAGGCAGAACCACCUCCCUCAACCUGCUGAUGAUACUACUUUUGAUGUAUAGUGCCAUUAGCUUUCUGGACUGCAAGGUCACAUUGCCAGCUCCAUGUCCAUUUUUUUCAUAAACCAGUACCCCAAGGACUUCCCUACAGGGCUGAGAGCUUUUUUGCUCAGCUCCCAUAGAAUGUUGUUCCCUAAAAUCUUAUCUGCAGGAAGGAUUAUUUUUGUCACAGAAUUUGUCGGGUACCUGGGUUUAAGGGGAGAAUGGUGUACGUGUUUGACUGUCUCCAUUACACCAAAGACAUCCAGUCUGACAUAACAGAUAUGUUAGCUGUAACUGAAAGUCCUAAUUUCAGCAUAAUUGCAUUUGA